Messenger RNA from Pangasianodon hypophthalmus (striped catfish), 2359 nucleotides. RefSeq names its product wingless-type MMTV integration site family, member 7Ba (gene wnt7ba). Gene Ontology annotation, molecular function: frizzled binding; cytokine activity. The coding region runs from base 359 to 1420 and encodes 353 amino acids. NCBI's taxonomy places the organism in Eukaryota, Metazoa, Chordata, Actinopteri, Siluriformes, Pangasiidae. Gene Ontology annotation, cellular component: extracellular region. The transcript is spliced from 4 exons. The record is from RefSeq and is a predicted model, not a curated record. Gene Ontology annotation, biological process: positive regulation of JNK cascade; multicellular organism development; canonical Wnt signaling pathway.
CACCACAAAAAGUGGGCGGAUGGAAGGGUCCCCCACCUCCCUCUCUGCCAAUGGCAAAGCGAUGAGAGAAGACCGGGUUGUGCAUGCGUGAUCUGCAGUGUGCAAUCUGUAGAUCCCCGGCAGCUUGCCCUGAAACACGCAGACACCCGCGCGCGCACACAUACGCACGCGCGCGCGCUCACACGCACAGAGGCACGAACACACACCGCGCCUGCAGGCAGGAGAUGCAGGAGCGCCACGGACUGCUCUCCACCGACAAGGGCAACACCGAAGCGCUUCUUGGCUCUGCGCAAGCUCCGGAAACCCGGGAAGGAACCCCGAGCGAAGCACGCGCCUCGUCCUGCUGUCCCAUGCCACCAUGCGCGUGCUUUCGCCGCGCGCCGCUCUUCUGUCGGUCUCCUACUCUCAGCUGUUCCUCAUCCUCACCAGCGGCAGCUACCUGGCCCUGUCCUCAGUGGUGGCUCUGGGUGCCAAUAUUAUCUGCAACAAAAUCCCCGGACUGGCCCCCAGACAGCGUGCCAUCUGUCAAAGCCGCCCGGACGCCAUCAUUGUUAUCGGUGAGGGUGCUCAGAUGGGCAUCAACGAGUGUCAGUACCAGUUCCGCUAUGGUCGAUGGAACUGCUCUGCCCUCGGUGAGAGGACCGUCUUUGGCCAAGAGCUGCGAGUGGGCAGCAAGGAGGCAGCGUUUACCUACGCCAUCACGGCAGCUGGAGUGGCCCAUGCAGUCACGGCAGCCUGCAGUCAGGGCAACCUGAGCCACUGCGGCUGUGACAGGGAGAAACAGGGCUACCAGAACCAAGAGGAGGGCUGGAAAUGGGGUGGAUGUUCAGCCGACGUCAAGUAUGGCGUUGAGUUCUCCCGUCGCUUUGUGGACGCUCGUGAGAUUAAAAAAAAUGCCCGCAGACUCAUGAACCUGCACAACAACGAGGCAGGCAGAAAGAUUCUGGAAGAGAGGAUGAAGCUGGAGUGCAAGUGCCAUGGCGUCUCGGGCUCCUGUACCACAAAGACAUGCUGGACGACACUGCCUAAGUUCCGUGAGAUCGGCUACGUGCUGAAAGAGCGGUAUGGUGCUGCUGUACAGGUGGAGGCAGUGCGAGCCACACGCCUGCGCCAGCCCUCCUUCCUACGCCUCAAGCAGUCACAUGGCUACAUCAAGCCCACUGAAACGGACCUGGUGUAUCUGGAACGCUCCCCCAACUACUGCGAGGAGGACGCGUUGACAGGCAGUACAGGGACCAGGGGCCGCCUCUGCAACCACACCUCACCCCACCCAGAUGGCUGCAACCUCAUGUGCUGCGGCCGGGGUCACGACACACACCAGUAUACACGCGUGUGGCAGUGUAACUGCAAGUUCCAGUGGUGCUGCUUCGUCAAGUGCAACACCUGUAGUGAAAAAACAGAGGUGUUCACUUGCAAAUGAGAACAAGCGAAAGAUGGGCAGAGGGGCACAGAAGCGUGAAGAGGAAGUGAGAAUAAGCUCAGUUUGUCACAGCUUCGUUUUGCACAUCAGGUACUCGUUGCAGGGGAAAAGGACCAAAAUAAAUGAGGAUGAGUCUUUUGGGAAAAAAAAAAAAAAAGUGCACUGACUACAGUCUGACACAUCGUAUGAGUUAAUGUUAUUAUGUGGGACCACACAGAGUGAAAGGACUUCAUAGCUCAGAGUGUCUGAGGCCAUUGGAAGAAUCUUCGGAGGAUCUGAUAGUGGCUGUGUUUGCAUGAUUAUGUCAGACAAAUAAGCUGAUAAAGGGACAAGAACCAAUUCUAAAGACUGGAGCUGUUGUUCAAGGCAACGUCUGUGGAUGGAUGGGAGAAAAAAGACUGAUGUUUUCCUCAACAUAACAUGCUGGAUUACUUCAAAUGUUCAUUCACACUGUAUCUGUUUGAACACUGAAAAAAGACUGACUUUCUCUUCAUUCCCUUUUGGAGAGGGAGAAAACUUAACUGCAUAGUUCUUGUCCUGACUUUGUUAAGGCAGAUGUUUCUUUUACAACUUCGAAUAAUGGUUGCUACUGAUAUGUUGCUGUUGUAUUUCCAUAGCUCAUAAUAUUUCAGUACAAUUGUGUAAUAAUAAGAACACACAGAAACCAGGUGUCAGAUUCAAAGUUGGCAGACGAGUAUUUAUUUUCCCUGCUUUUCUUUGCUGCUCACUGAUAGAAAACAGGCCAGCUAAGUCCACAGCCAACUGGACAAGAUGUCAUGGAGUCACUGAAUGUGUUGCUGAUUGCUGCGGUGGGAUGUGUGAUUCUGUUCUGUUUUGUUGUGGGUCUCCCAAAAAAUUGCAUACUUUUGUGAGAAUGGUUAAUGUUGAAAAAAAAAAUGCUAUACUGAAUCAAACCACCACAACGUGGCAAUGAGACAU